This is a messenger RNA of Blastocystis hominis, 1273 nucleotides long. RefSeq lists its product as hypothetical. The coding region runs from base 1 to 1257 and encodes 418 amino acids. Gene Ontology annotation, cellular component: cytosolic small ribosomal subunit. Gene Ontology annotation, molecular function: translation initiation factor activity; protein binding; tRNA binding. Gene Ontology annotation, biological process: translational initiation. NCBI's taxonomy places the organism in Eukaryota, Bigyra, Opalinata, Blastocystidae. The record is from RefSeq and is a predicted model, not a curated record. The transcript is spliced from 7 exons.
AUGCUGGCCUAUUUCGCCGACAAGUCGCGAACGCAGGGAAACCACCUGGCUCUGCAGCUGAAUCGCCGCAUGCUGAAUUGCAACCAGGCCUUCUGCGAGUGGAACAAAGCGGGCGAUCGCGCGGUGGUGACGGUCAGCAACGACGUGGAUCAGACCGGUGCGUCGUACUACGGCCGCAAUUUCCUUUAUUAUCUAUUCAACGACUUCAAGCAGCGUCCCGACAUGCUGCUGAACAUUCUGCGAGGCGAGCAGUCGGUGCAGGAAUCGCAGUUUUCGCCGGACGGCUCGCGCUUGUGCGCGAUCACGGCGUCGAUCCCCGCGGCCUCGACUUUAUUCACAACGAAGGACUGCAAGGAAGAAGGCAGCUGCGGCAAGCUGAACGUGAACACGCUGCUCUGGUCGCCGCACGGUCGCCUGCUUCUUCUCGGCGGCUUCGGAAAUCUCAACGGGGACAUUUUCAUCUGGGACGACGUGGAUCGGAAGCGGAUCGUGCAGUUCCACACGGACUACAUCACGUCGUGCGCCUGGGCUCCGAACAGUCGCUAUUUGAUUCUGGGAACGUGCUACCCGCGCAUGAAGGUCGACAAUCGCCUCUAUGUGUACAAGUUCAACGGAAAGAAGGUCUAUCAGGAGGACUUCGACUUGCUGUACGAGGUGUCUGUUCGCCCCGUGCUUCCCGGAAUUCUCCCCAUUCGCCCGCCCACGGUGGACGACAUGAAUGAAAUGCGGGCCACCGUCGCCAAGAAGGCGCCAUCGAAGUAUGUGCCGCCUCAUCUGCGAGCGAAGCAAGGCUCUGCGAAGCCGAAUACGCCUGCUGCUAUGAAUGCUGCAGGUGCUACUAGUGCUGCGAAGAAAAAGAACGAUCCGAAAACGUCGCGUCCGCUGCCUGGAAUUCAACCUGCAGGCUUGCCGGGACUCACGAAGAGCGCCUCGCCGAUGGGACCGAAGGGAAUGGGACAAGGGACAGCGAUGAGAGUGGGACUAAGUCCUCGCGGUGUACCGACGUAUACGCAGCCAGCUCCGGGAGUGAACGUGCUGGACGACAUCUUUGCUUCGGUGAGUCCGAAAUCGCCUCAAGAGAGUUCGGGCGACGCUUUGAAGAAGCGAAUGAAGACUGUCCAGAAGAAGCUGAGCGAAAUCGCCGAGAUAAAGGCGAAAUUUGAAAUUUUAACAGACGCCCAGCAGGCAAAGGUAAAGGAGGAGGAGAAAUUGAAACAAGAAGCCCAAGAGAUUCAGGCAAAGCUGAACAACAUGUGAUGGCUUGUUAAAGAGU